Dipodomys spectabilis (banner-tailed kangaroo rat) is the source of this 871-nucleotide messenger RNA. RefSeq names its product C-type lectin domain family 12 member A-like. Lineage: Eukaryota; Metazoa; Chordata; Mammalia; Rodentia; Heteromyidae. The coding region runs from base 1 to 678 and encodes 225 amino acids. Gene Ontology annotation, molecular function: signaling receptor regulator activity. The transcript is spliced from 5 exons. The record is from RefSeq and is a predicted model, not a curated record.
AUGUCUGAAGAAGUCACUUCUGCCAGUCUAAUCUUCCAUGACUCCGGGAAGAGAGAGAAGAUCCCGGAGUUUGACACCAUGGAGACAAAAGUUUAUAAACAGCAAAAUGUCCAAGAAGAACUUCAGAGAAACAUGUGCCUACACCAAAUGGGGAAUGUCAACAGUUCUGAGAACAUCCAGAACCUCAAUGAGAAGAUCCAGAACCAAUCUAUCACAUUGCAAACGCUGGCCACCAGGCUGUGUCGUGAGCUACAGGAAAAAGAGCCAGGGCACAAAUGUAAACCUUGUCCACCAAACUGGCUGUGGCACGCAAAUAGAUGUUAUCUUCCAUAUCAUAUUUAUACCACGUGGCAAAAGAGUGAACAGUUCUGUGCUGACCGCAAUGCCAGCCUGCUGAAGAUUAACAACAAGGAUACAGUGGAGUUUGUAAAACCCAUACAAUUAUUUGGCUAUUGGCUUGGAGCAUCUCCUACACAAGAUAGCACAAACUCUAUGACAGUGGAUCAGAGUGUUGCUUCUUCUAUUUGGUUGAAGAACAAGCCCAGUGCCUUCAAUGGAAUGUAUUGUGCACAUAUGACAUCAAACAUGCGCAUUGCUUAUGAUGAUUGUUUGGGACUCAGAUAUGCAAUCUGUGAGAAAAUGGCUGGUCCAGUGCGGGUAGAAAGUGUGCUAGGUUAAAGUUCACGAUGAAAGGCUGUACUUGGUAAAGAAGUCCUUGGCUUGAGAUGCUGUCCUGCACUGGGAAGGAUCUAGAAGUCAGCAUGUGUCUCCUGGAUCACACAAAUGGAAUAAAAAAACGAUGACCAGAUUUCUGCCUCUCUGCACAUUUGGAUCUUCUGGUAUUUAUCUUGCUCCUCAUCUGCUGAGGGUA